AAUAUAAUCAUUGGAAAGUUAAAGUUAAGAAAACGGUCGCCAUUAUGUUUAGGUGAAGAAGUUGGAAAGGUGAUCCUGAUGUUGUUGAACUACACUAAACGACACGACAACAACGUCGGAUAUUGUACAGUAAAUCAUAGAAAACUCAAGUUUACGUGUGCGAUUUUUACGAAAGCUUCAAUACUAGUUGAAGCUUUCCAGGUUGUGUUCAUGGAACUAUGAACCUAGAUUCGUUGUCUUUUGCUUUGUCUGAUAUAAGUUAUUCUAUUGCUAAUUUAACGAAAAAGAAUUACAAGACAAGUGUACAAGAAAUUACACGUCUUGUAGCCCAGCACGGGUUAGAGGCAGAAAGGCACCUCCUACGUUGCUUAUUUUCACAUGUGGAUUUCAGUGGUGAUGGUAAAAGUAGUGGAAAAGAUUUCCAUCAGACACAGUAUUUGAUUCAGGAGUGUGCGACUUUAAUAAGCAAGCCAAAUUUUAUAUCUGUGUUUUGUUACGCCAUCGACAAUCCACUUAAUCAUCAAAAGAGCCUAAAACCAUCGUCUCAACUUCUUUCACAGUUAAGUAAAGUAUUGAAAUUAAAUCGGAUUCAAGAAGUUGUAUUUGGUAUUGCGUUGUUAUAUUCAUCUAAUUCAGAAUUGAGACUUCACGCAGUACAAUUUGUUAAACAAAAGCUUCCAGAUCUUUUAAGAGCAUAUAUUGAUUCAGAUUCUGGACCAGUUCAAGAAGGCGGACUUAACGAUUGUCCUCCUGAAGUGCUUCAUUUUUUGCUUACUCAUUUGCUUCAAGGUCCCAAAGAUCAAUUUGGUAUUGGCAUAGAACAAAAAGAAGCUUUUUUAAAUACAUUAAGAAAAGAUUUUCCUCGUGACAGAGUACCUGUUGUUUUGGCUCCUGUACUCUAUCAAUACAAACUCGAUACAAUAAUGGAUACAUUAGGUUCAGAUUCUUCUUCUUUGUCUAAAACGGUUGAAGGUUCAAUAUCAGAACUUAUUAGAGAAAUAGGUUAUGGCUUCACAGCAAGGUUUCUCAGAAAUAACACGUUGAUGGAAUUGGAAGAAAAUAUUGCAAAAUACUUUCCUUCUAUAAAUAGUAUGAAUACUGGAAAUGGUUCAUUAUGGAAUGAUAAUAAAGAAAAACCAGAAGGAGGUCAAAUAACUACAUGGAAUGUUGAUAUAUUUAUACAAGCUCUUCAUGAAAUGAAUCCAUCACUGGACUGGAAAGAAGUGAUAUAUGAAUUAGAUCAUCCUGGAUUUAUUUUAAAAGAUAGACAAGGAUUUAAAUUAUUAUGGCAAGCUUUAAUGCAUGGAUUGGGAUGUAACAGUUUUCCUGUAGAACACUUAUUUAGACAGUGGAGGAAUGCAGAGGGUCAACUUUCAUUAUUUCAACAAAUACUUACUAAUUAUGACAUGGUUUCUUUAACAACAUUUAAUUGUCGUUUGAUAAACACAGAAGUUUUGAAAGCACCUCCUGAAGAUGAUUCUCCAGCAAUUGGAAAUUGGAAGUGUCUUGAUUUGAUUGGUACAUUAUUAUAUCUUUCUGAUGCUGGUUACUAUGCACAAGUUCAAGAGAUUUUCAAAUUUCCAAUGCAACAUUGUCCUGAUUUACUUGUACUUGGUUUAGUUCAGUUACAAAAUCCUAUAGUUAUGUUACGACAAGAAUUAUUAACAUCCUUGAUGCCAAUCUUUUUGGGGAAUCAUCCAAAUGGUGCAGCAGUUAUUCAUUAUGCAUGGAACUAUCAGACUCAUACCAGUUUUGUUCGACCAAUCAUUAUGCAUGCCAUGGCUGAAUGGUAUUUACGGGGAGAUCAUGACCAAACCAGAUUGUCACGUAUUUUAGAUGUAGCACAGGAUUUGAAAGCUCUUUCUGUUCUGCUUAAUGGAAGUUCAUUUCCAUUUGUGAUUGAUUUGGCGUGUUUAGCAUCAAGAAGAGAAUAUUUGAAGCUUGAUAAAUGGCUCACUGAUAAAAUACGUGAACAUGGGGAAACAUUUGUAAAAGAAUGUGUUGCUUUUUUAAAACGCCGAUGUCCACAGAUAUUAGGAGGAAUGGUUAAAGAAGAAACUUUACCAAAGAGUGCCCAACUUCCACCAGAAACUUUAGCAACAAUGCUAGCUUGUCUUCAAACUUGUGCUGGAAAUGUGGCUCAGGAAUUAUCAGAGACAAUUUUGACUAUGGUUGGAAAUUGUAGUAUUCUUCUGAAUAAACCUAGACAGCCUCCACCAGGAGUAGUUAAAACAGCACGUGGUUUAGAACCAGCUUUUUCAUCAUCGGCUAUUAAUACACCAACUAAUUCGCUAGAAGCACUAAGUGGUCUUGGUGCAACAGUAGCAGGUUUAUCAUUGGGCUCUUCCAGUAAUAGUGGAAAUAGUGCUGCUCCUAUAUUUCCCCUCAGUGGAAGUCUUAAUUCUUUCCCAAAUGCUACUUCUGGUUCUCCAGCCAAAUUAUUGUCAACACCAGUGCCAUCAACUCCUGCAGUUUCUUCUGUUACUCAGAAUCCAUUUUCCAAUAUUAUGCCACCACUUUCUUCACAAUUACCUGGACAGUUUGGUACUCAAUUAGGCUUGAAUACAAGCACAGUGAUGUCAUCGGGUAUAAGUUCGGUUACAACAAAAGCAAUGUUGGGACAACAAAAUGUUGAUAGACUACGUCAAGGAGAUAUGUCAGGUAUUUUUCCUGAUAUGACACAACAAGUAUCAAAAGAAAUAGAAGAUGAAGCCAAUGGUUAUUUUCAAAGAAUAUAUAAUCAUCCUCCACAUCCAACAUUAUCAAUUGAUGAAGUAUUAGAAAUGUUAAAACGAUUUCAGGAAUCUCCAGUUAAAAGAGAGAGAGAAGUUUUCACGUGUAUGAUAAGAAAUUUAUUUGAGGAGUAUCGUUUCUUUCCCCAGUAUCCUGAUAAGGAAUUGUUAAUAACAGCACAACUUUUUGGAGGAAUUAUUGAACAAGGAUUAAUAACGUAUAUGGCUCUUGGAUUAGCAUUAAGAUAUGUUUUAGAUGCUCUGAAAAAGCCACAUAAUAGCAAAAUGUAUUAUUUUGGAAUAACUGCUCUUGAUAGAUUUAAAAGCAGAUUAAAAGAAUAUCCUCAGUAUUGUCAACAUUUGGCAACAAUUCCACAUUUUCAAGAAUUUCCUUCUCACCUAAUUGAAGUAAGUAGUAGUAAUAGUAGUAGUAGUAGUAUUAAAAAUUUGAACAUUGUGUUUUCAAUUACAGAAGAAUUCAAAGAAUUGGUGAAAGAAGAAUAUUAUCCUUGGGUUUCUCAAUACCUUGUAAUGAAACGAGCAUCUAUUGAAGCCAACUUCCAUACCUUAUACUCCAAUUUCCUGGACACAAUAAAAACACCUGAAUUGACAAAAUUAGUUAUUAAAGAAACAUUUAGGAACAUAAAAGUCUUGUUGAGAAGUGAUAAAGGAAUUGCUAAUUUCUCAGAUCGUUCUUUACUAAAAAAUUUAGGGCAUUGGUUAGGAAUGUUAACACUAGCCAAAAAUAAGCCUAUUUUGCAAAUAGAUAUUGAUAUCAAAGCACUUCUAAUUGAAGCUUACCAUAAGGGUCAGCAAGAACUAUUAUAUGUAGUACCAUUUGUGGCUAAAGUAUUGGAAUCUUGUUCCAAAAGCAAAGUUUUUCGACCACCAAAUCCUUGGACCAUGGGAAUUAUGGGCGUAUUAGCUGAAUUACAUCAAGAACAAGAACUAAAAUUAAAUUUAAAAUUUGAAAUUGAAGUUUUAUGUAAAACAUUAAAUCUUGAUAUUAAUGAAUUAAAACCAAGUAUAAUUUUGAAAGAUUUUGAUCGUGCAAAUCGAAUUGAUCCACAGUUAUCACCACUUUCUAAACAAAAGGAAAGUAACUCAGUUCGAGAAAUUCAACAAGUCCAGACGGUCUCAAAUUCUACUCCGUCAACACUCAGUGCCGUUGUCUCUACUGGAACUUCUGAAGAAACUAUUAACUCUGUUGUUGGAGUGACAAGUGGAAAUACCCCUACUCCAUCUGGUACUGCUAAUACAUCAACCCCAGUUCCAACUAGUGUACCUCAACCUCAAUUUUCCUAUCAUGAAAUAAACAUAACAUUAAAUGGAUUAGCUCAACAUAUAAGAAUUAAUGAACAGAUAGCAUUGUUUCAAGCACAUCCUCAUUUGAAACAAUAUAUUAAGCCUGCAGUUGAAAGAGCUGUACAAGAUUGGAUUCCACCAGUUGUUGAACGUUCAAUAAAAAUUUCACUAACAACAUGUGAACAAAUAGUUAAGAAGGAUUUUGCCUUAGAUCCUGAGGAGCAACGAAUGCGUAUUGCUGCACAUCAUAUGGUAAAAAAUUUGACAGCUGGAAUGGCAAUGAUUACAUGUAGAGAUCCCUUACUUUUAUCAAUAAGUGCAAAUCUGAGGUCAGCAUUUACUAGUGCUAUACAGAGAGUUCAAAAUCCUCAGCAAAAAGAAAUAACAGAACAAGCUGCCACAUUAGUAGCACAAGAAAAUGUUGAGCUUGCUUGUUGUUUUAUACAAAAAACUGCUGUUGAGAAAGCUAUUCCAGAAAUUGAUAAGCGACUGAGUGCAGAAUAUGAAGUGAGGAAACAUGCUAGGGGUGAAGGUAGAAGAUAUUGUGAUCCUUUAGUUUUGACAUAUCAAGCUGAAAGAAUGCCUGAACAAAUAAGGCUAAAGGUUGGAGGUGUUACUUCUCAGCAGAUGGCUGUGUAUGAGGAAUUUGCUAGAAAUGUUCCAGGUUUCUUACCAAAUAAUUGUGAAAGAGAAUCCUCAUCUUCCUCAGCAUCAACAUUUAUUACAAAACCAGUUCCAGUAUUACAAUCAUAUCCAACUGAUGAUGUGACUCAAAUUUAUGAUAAAGUUUCAUCAGAGCUUGAAAAUUAUGUACAUAGUGUAAUGGUACCCACUAAUAAUCCACAAGUAAUGUCAAUGCAGUGUCUUAUAGAUGGACUUUAUAUGGCUCGUAAUUCUCGUGAUGUACUUCCAGCAUUAAGUCUUCUGCGAAAAGCUGUUGAAGGAUUACUUGAAGGACUUACUCAAUCAUUAUCAACUGAUCCUGAUUUAACAAUACGUUUCCGAGAAGGCCAUCUGUUAGUUCUUAAAGCAUUAGCAGAUCCCAGAGUUUAUGGAAUUCAAUGGACAAGUAAACAAGUAACAAGAUGUCUAAUUGAAUGUAGAGAAGAUUUUCGAUAUAAUUUAGAAGCAUUUGAUUGUCUUGUUCGUAGUCAUCUUGUAAAUCUUCAAGCUUAUGACUUGUAUCUUGCUCAGUCUAUGGAAAAUGGACUUAAUUACAUGGCUACAGCAUUUGCUAUCUCACUAGUAAAGAUGUAUCUUAUAGAUGACAGACAAAAUGGAUGUGUAACUGAUGCUGAUUUUUAUAAUACAAUUGAAACAUUGAUGCAUAUUGCUAAUCAUUCAAGACAACCUCCAGAUGGAUUGACUCAAAUGCUAGAGGUUUUAAGAUCUCUGAGUGAUCAAAAUUUUCCUGAACGAAUAGCUGGUGGUCCAAUGUCAAUGAUGCAUUCUGGCAUUACUCAGGCAAGAGAGUUUGAUGAUCCACCAGGAUUACAUGAGAAAACUGAAUUUUUAUUGAGAGAAUGGGUCAAUAUGUUUCAUUCACCUACUGCCGGGAGAGAUAGUACAAAGGCUUUUACUCUCUUUGUACAUCAAGUAAGUAAUAAAAUAAUAUGUGUUUAUAUAAAUGUAUUAUUUGUAAUACUAUUAAAAUUCAGAUACAGUGGAACCUCUAUUUCAAAACUCAAGGAACCCAAAAAAAACAUGACACUGAGUUAUCCAGACUUUUCUUUGAAUCAAAUUUUUUUAAUGUUAUUCUUGAAUAAAAUUGUGACAUUGUCUUAUAUAAUUUCCACCUGUUCAGUUACAAAUGCAUUAAUAUCAGGGCGAAUGGAUCAAGUAUGUAAGUUUUGUAAAGCGAAAAAUUUCAACCCAGCAAAGCAGGUACUUNAUUCGUAUAUAAAAACAAGAAGUCCAGUAACAUUUUUAUCUGAAUUAAGGAGUAGCCUUCAACUGUCCAAUGAACCAGGGCUUAGAUAUAAUAUACCUUUGAUAAAUGCGCUUGUAUUAUACGUUGGUACUCAAGCUAUAACUUAUAUUCAAAGCAAGGGAUUGACACCUAGUAUGAGUACAAUAACACAUUCUUCUCAUAUGGACAUAUUUCAAAAUUUGGCUGUGGAUUUAGACACAGAAGGGCGCUAUUUAUUUCUCAAUGCAAUUGCAAAUCAAUUGAGGUAUCCUAAUAGUCACACACAUUAUUUUAGUUGUACGUUAUUGUAUUUAUUUGCAGAAGCAAAUACAGAAGCUAUACAAGAACAAAUUACAAGGGUUUUAUUAGAACGUCUUAUUGUUAAUCGCCCACAUCCAUGGGGCUUAUUGGUAACUUUUAUUGAACUCAUCAAAAAUCCCACAUUCAAGUUUUGGAAUCAUGAAUUUGUAAGAUGUGCUCCAGAAAUUGAAAAGUUAUUUGAAUCUGUGGCACGUUCUUGCAUGCAACAGAAGCCUUCUACAGAAUCAGCUAGUUCCUGAAAUCUGUAAAUUUUGAAAUUUUGACAACCACCAGAAGUGUUUUGUCUCCUGCUUUCUUAAUUGUGAUUAUUAGGACUGAUACUCAAUUGAAGAAUAGGAGAACUUAACAUUUGCCAUUAUCGUAAUGAGUAAAAUAUGUAUAAAAUAUUGACAAUUUUAUAUAUUGUGAAAGCAUUUGUAAGUAAUUUCUUUUGAAAGGUAAAUAUAAUGUACAAACAUGUUUUAAAAUGUAAAAUAUUGAUUAACUUUGAUAGUUCAGAUUAUUUUUCAUCAGAUGUGCAUUUUUCAUUUCAUCUAAUGUGAUUACAUUCAUAUGUCAUAUCUUGAUAAAAAAAAAGAAUAAGAUUUUAUUUG
Messenger RNA from Centruroides sculpturatus (bark scorpion), 6860 nucleotides. RefSeq names its product CCR4-NOT transcription complex subunit 1-like. NCBI's taxonomy places the organism in Eukaryota, Metazoa, Arthropoda, Arachnida, Scorpiones, Buthidae. The transcript is spliced from 42 exons. Gene Ontology annotation, cellular component: P-body; CCR4-NOT core complex. The record is from RefSeq and is a predicted model, not a curated record. Gene Ontology annotation, molecular function: molecular adaptor activity. The coding region runs from base 219 to 6506 and encodes 2095 amino acids. Gene Ontology annotation, biological process: nuclear-transcribed mRNA catabolic process, deadenylation-dependent decay.